AUGGCGGCGCGUGCCACCGUCAUCCUCUACGCGGCGCUCCUCUGCCUGACGCUCUGCGGCACUAGCUCCCUCGCGCAGUCCCCCGCGUCCGCGCCGGCCAAGGCGCCGCCCACCAAGAAAUCCACGCCGGCGCCGGCCGCCUCGCCAGCCGACGCGUCCACGCCCGCCGCCUCGCCGUCCACCACCCCGGCCGCGCCCGCGCCCAAGUCCUCCUCCAAGGCGAGCCCAGCGCCGGCCGCCGCGCCUACCACCACCCCGGCUCCCGCGUUGGCGCCGGCCAAGCCCAAGCCCAAGGCCAAGGCCAAGGCCCCCGCGCCCGCGCCCGCGCCCCCGACCAAGGCCGCCGCCCCUGCCCCGGCCACGCCUGCUCCCGUCGCCACUCCCCCCGCGGCCGCGACGCCUCCCACCGCCGAGGCGCCGGCGCCGGAGACCAAGCCCGUCGAUGCCCCCGCCCCGCCCCCGCCCCCGCCAAGAAGAAGAAGCCGUCGUCUUCGUCCAAGGACAAGAAGAAGAAGAAGAAGGGCGCGUCGUCCGCCCCUGCUCCGGCCCCCGUCGCCAAGAAGCAUCCCAAGACCGCCGCCGACGCGCCCACCUCCGCCGCCGAGGCACCCGGACCCAGUGGCGACGCCGCCGCUGCCGACACCGCGAGCGCCGCAGGGAGGACACUGGCGGGCGUGA
Miscanthus lutarioriparius is the source of this 678-nucleotide messenger RNA. Lineage: Eukaryota; Viridiplantae; Streptophyta; Magnoliopsida; Poales; Poaceae. The record is from the annotation of a GenBank genome assembly.